GUUUCAGUUUCAGAGUUUCUCGAGUAAUACAAAUUACAUCGCGCGCAGUUGUCGGUGGAAAAAUGCAGAAAAAUCGAAAAUAAACUCGGAUACCGUGCUAGAAAACCAGAGAACAACGCGUAGAGUGCCACAAAUUUCGGAUCAAUUUACGCGCUGCACCCGAUUUUGUAUGUGCUCAAACUAAUUUGAAUUUGAAGUUAUUGAAGCCACUGAAAUUGUGCCGAGCUGGAUAUCUAGUGUUGUUGUUGUUGCUGCUGCUGGCGAGUGACACGUCCCCCUUGCGCCACCACCCCCUCGUCAAUCAUUUUAUGCAGUUGGCGCUUGUUUACUCGCUCAGAGAGAGAGAGAGUCAGAACAAAAAAAAGAGAGAGUCAGAACGAGAGAGACAAAGGCAGAAAAAGAGAGCACAGAGUGUUUCUUUGGACAAUGUUUAGCGAACGAAAAGAAAAGUAGCUUGUGCCUAAAACUGUUACACCUAUUUCGACAGUGCCGUGUGCCAAUCAUACGUUCAUUCAAAGUUUUGCUGACUCCUGAGUUUUUCAAUUUAAUUGCACCAACAACUAAAUCGUCGAGAUAUGCACGUGUCUCGGCUCUGCAAAUGCAUUUCCUACCCUCUCUCUCUCUAUUCCUCUCUGCAGCUUUCUCUCUCCUUACGCUCUUGAUGACUCUCUCUCAUCCUCUUAUAGAAAAUGCACUUGCACAGUGGGCCGAUACUAGCUUUAUAAUACUGUUGAGCAGAGUUGAAAAUGCAAUAAAAAUUUCGUUUUUUCCCUUUAGCAAGUGCUGAAAGGACAGAUUUCGUGUUUUUGUUAAUCUUAAAAAUAAAUAAAAAAUAUACACAGUAAAAAGUAAAGGAAAAAAUCACAACAACGGAUUAUUUUAGAAAUACAACAUAAAAAUGGCAAUCGAUUUGGUGAACUAUGUGAUCCUAUGCGUACGGACACCAUGAAGGCGUGGCCAUGUUGAGCGGACAACCACAAUCAAAGAAAAAGAGCUCGACGAUACCCAGCCACAUAUCGCUGCAACAACAAUUAGUUGCCUCUGCAGCCGCAUCGUCCUCUGCAACAGUCUCCUUUUCUUCCUCGCCUGCCAGCAAAAGUCAUGCCGCCCUGACCUUGCCUGUGGCCAGUGCAAAUGGCGGCGCAACAAUAACCACAUGUGCAACCGCAGUCGAGGAUAAACUGAGACCUAUCCCCACGACAAUUAAAAUUGAGCCCAUGCCGGACGUCAUUGCCGUGAGCACGGCAGCCGGAGGAUCCAGCGUUGCCGCCGGGGCAUCUUCUUCAGCAGUAUCUGCAUCUUCCAAUAAGACAAAUUCGACAGCAGCGGCUUCGACGUCGGCUGCGGCUGCAAACGGGCAUUUGGUGCUCGUGCCCAACAAAAGGCCACGUUUAGAUGUCCCCGAGGAUUGGAUGUCCACUCCUAGUCCUGGUAGCGUGCCCAGCUCUGCGCCGCCUCUUUCACCGUCACCCGGCUCGCAAAAUCACAGCUAUAACAUGUCCAAUGGCUACGCAUCGCCAAUGUCUGCCGGCAGUUAUGAUCCUUACAGUCCCACCGGAAAAACAGCAUGAACAACAGGUGGCGCUCCAUACGUGUUCAAAUCUGACUCAGUUAAAUGUGCCAGCGAUGAAGAACAGAUGGCGCAAAGUUCUAAUUUUGUAGGUGUAAAUUCGGAGUAAUGUAUUUUAUGUGUAAAAAAUCUCUGCUAUCUGCAACUCAGAUUCAGGAAUAAAUUUAGAAAAAGUGAAGCAAAAAUAAAG
This is a messenger RNA of Drosophila eugracilis, 1760 nucleotides long. Its product is annotated as ecdysone receptor-like. The transcript has 4 exons. Bases 960 to 1571 code for a protein of 203 amino acids. The record is from RefSeq and is a predicted model, not a curated record. NCBI's taxonomy places the organism in Eukaryota, Metazoa, Arthropoda, Insecta, Diptera, Drosophilidae.